Molecule: messenger RNA, 1386 nt
Organism: Melanotaenia boesemani (Boeseman's rainbowfish)
Lineage: Eukaryota; Metazoa; Chordata; Actinopteri; Atheriniformes; Melanotaeniidae
Exons: 5
Coding region: 9-1268 (419 amino acids)
Source: RefSeq, a predicted model, not a curated record
GGGAGAAAAUGCGCCCAAGUUUGAGAACGUGUCUUGCUGAGAAGAGGAGACCAAAAAGAGAAGAUAGGCUUCAUAUGGUGCGGGUCAUUGCAGAUGACAUAAAACAGGUUUGCUUGAACCCUCCACUCAGGCAGUGUCUUGACCUGGCCAAGACUAUGGUAGAGAUAUACCCAGAGUCUUUAGGAGACAGAACAGAAGAGGGAGAGCGAAUGGGCAGUGGAUAUUUCUGUUUAGGCAAACAGCUAAGAGAAAGGAUGCAGUUUUUAAACCGAGACAAUACCCUUGCCCGGCUUCGAAAGCCUAAGCGAUUGGCUCCUCCCAUAGAAGAUGACAAUCCAGGACCGUCAAUGAAGUGUGCCAAAACAGAUAGCUAUGGGUGUGUCAAUUGGCAGCCUUUGCAGCUACCGGAAGGUGAAAACAGAGAGUCCCUUUUAGAGAAGAAAAGAGAGCUGAUGACUAUCUAUUCCCUGGAGGGACAAAGAGCUGCAGACCAGAGACGUGUGGAUGACCUCAUGACGGUAACAUAUGAGCCACAGCGUCGAGACUUGAAUGCAACUCCCUCACCAAGUAUGUCACAGCUUCAGAGGGAUUGGCCAUUCCUUUUCAUGCAAAAGUUUCUACUCAAGCACUUUUGCUUACUGACCAGAUUUGACCUAGAAUCAAGACUACAAGAAUCACUUGCCAAAAAGGGAGAAAGAGUGUUGAAAUACUUCAAAAGUCAACUUUUGAGAUGGAAGAAAGAUGUGAAGAUGGUCCUCUCCUGCCUUGAGAGACAGGAAGAAGAGGUGGAUCCUGGGCUUGCUGCAACACUCAUCAUGGUUGCCCACUUCCAAGAAAAAGAGGAUGCCAUCUUCCUCUUGGCUGACGAAACUUCUACCCAGGCAGACGUUGAGGCCCAGCUUUCCCUGCCCAACACUCCCAGGCUCAUCAUGCUUGGACACUCCAUUCUGGGAGCCAGGAAGUGGAUGCUUUCCAUUGAGGGUGGUGUUGUCCUUAAACUCAGCGAGACGUCCAAUUUCACGACAGCCCUGGCUGUCCUCUUUGCUUCGUACUAUGUCUUCAAUAUAGAAUAUCCAGCUGAGGCAGCCACGUCUUUGGAGUUUAUCCAGAGAUUCUUUGUCAGGAUAAAUCCAGAAUACAGCAAGUGUACGGCAAAGACGCAUGUGAGCCGAAGGACGGGAAAGAUGGUCCAGAGGAAGAGCGAGUCCCUCAACUCCCACGUCGGUUCCUUCAUAAGAGACUUUAUCGAUUACGACUGGAAGAACUGAACUGAUCCAGGAAGAAGAGUUCCGGCCACGCCAGUGGGUAAGAGACCAGGCUACCCCCUGAUGUGUGUGCACCUGAGUUGCCAGCUAUGAUCAAAGCCAUCUGAACAGGCAUGUUAUU